This is a messenger RNA of Rotaria sp. Silwood1, 1585 nucleotides long. NCBI's taxonomy places the organism in Eukaryota, Metazoa, Rotifera, Eurotatoria, Philodinida, Philodinidae. The record is from the annotation of a GenBank genome assembly.
AUGAGCAAAGAUACGGGUACGAAUUUCGGUUCUGACAUUGUAUCAUUACGUGGACAUGAUGCGCUCUUAGGUGAAAAGAAAAAUAAUCUUUUUAUUGAUGUCGUUUGUGGACGCCGUAAUUGCACUGGUUUGACAUACGUCUUAACUGCAAAUGGUCUUAUUUGUCAAUUUGAUGAAAAUCGAAAAUUACGUACUGACAAGAAACUUCAAGAAAAAACAAAUUGCUUAGCUAUUAGCGACUCGUAUCUUGUCGUUGGAUGUAAUAAAGGUGUUGUUUGCGUAUUGUCACCCGAAACUCUUGAAAAUAUUAUGUCAGUACCGUUACCACAUUGUUUGGAUAUUGAUAUUAAUUUUAUUGCAUCAACUGAUCAGAUGACAUAUCCACAAAAACCAAAUAUUUCUUUUCCGAAUACAAUAGCUAUUUGUUUAGAUGAAAACAAAUCACUGUUAACAUGCUUUUAUAAUGAUCAUAGUUUUUAUACUUGGAAUAUAAGAAAUGGACAAUUAAUAGAAAAACGUAAUUGUUAUAUGUAUCAUUCGGCAUGUGUUUGGGGAAUCGAAACAUAUUCUGUCAGAAGUACAUCACUUGCUAUUUCUAAUCGAUUAAAGUUUAUAACAUGUUCAGCUGAUAAUACUGUACGUUUUUGGUCAUUAAAUCAUAAUGAAACUCGUUCAGCUUUUGCUUCGUCAUCAGUUGAAAAUGUAUCAAAUGGACAUUUGAUGAAAAUUAUCUAUUUAGAUGAAAAUUAUUCAAAACUAUGUGAUAAUCAAACAACACAAGGUAAGAUAACUUGAUUUAUUGGAUUAUUACUAUUAUAUUUGUCUAAUCCACGGACACUUUCGGUUGACUUUUCUUUAAUUUGAGCCGUUCGAUGGAUUGCAUGGUUUUGUUUUUCGAUUUACGGGCUACGUUACACAUUCACCCCAUUCGUUGACCCGCAACGGCCUACCCACGGGUCGAUACAAAUUUAAUUAAGUUAAUAUUUUGAAAAAGAAAUCAUUCAUUCUUUAGAUCAUCUUCUUAAAGUCAAUAUUUAGAUCAUUAAAAUGUUGAUAACUCAUUCGUGAACUCAUGCAGUUAUAGCAAAAUUGUAAAUUCAUCAAAAGAAACAAAAUAGGAAUACUACAUUACUAAGAAUUUCUAAAAUCAAUAAUUUACAGAAGUUGAGUUUGAACGUUAUGGCUUGCUUAGAUGAUGCUAUUAAGAUAUCUUAACUGUGAAAUGUAAUAAAAACUGGGAUACAUACUAGAAGAUGAACGAUUUUAUCGUUCUCUUCUAUUCGAGAAAAAAAAAGAAAAAGGGACCCCGCCGGAAACAGUGAAAAAAUGUGCGGACAGAAGUCGACACUAGUGAAUGUUAGAAACGCAUCCAGAAAUCGAUGAGGAAUAAAACGUUCGUUCUGAAGAUCGAUAUUCAGGAAGUGUUUAAAAUUUUGUUUUUGAUUUAUUUUCGAUCUGCAAACUUGGGGAAAAGUUUGUGAAAGGUAGCACCUACGGAAUAGUCUCAUAAUAAUGAAUUCACCAUUGUUCGCUAUUUCUACAACGAAACAUUGAGAACGCAACACACUUUUAUACAUAUGCUUCU